GGCCGUAGUAUUCAAGGUCAAGCCACCACUUGUUGCGUCGAAUACCAAAUUCUCGCACGUGCGUACAUUAUCGGCGGCAAAAUAAAUACCAGUGGUCCAGUUAAAGUUCCACCGAUUAAAGACAUCACGAUAUCAAAACGUGGAACUGAUUCACCGACAGCAACUCCUAGAAAUACUACUGCUGAUCUCAAUGCGCAUCGUUUCCACCCAAAUGCUAUUAAUUAA
Molecule: messenger RNA, 225 nt
Organism: Cotesia congregata
Lineage: Eukaryota; Metazoa; Arthropoda; Insecta; Hymenoptera; Braconidae
Source: the annotation of a GenBank genome assembly